Iphiclides podalirius (scarce swallowtail) is the source of this 3255-nucleotide messenger RNA. Lineage: Eukaryota; Metazoa; Arthropoda; Insecta; Lepidoptera; Papilionidae. The record is from the annotation of a GenBank genome assembly.
AUGAACGAGUCUGCUAAUGAUUCUAAUGUCAAUAUAUCCAUUUCCGAAGAAGAUGGAAAAUCAUCUGAACAACUUUUCCAGAUAGUUAAGUUCUUGAGAAAAGAAAAAGAUAUAGCAAUUGCCAAAUUUGAUAUAUUACAAGCAGAGACUAUGAGGUUAAGAUCGCAAUUAGAAAUUACCGAGAAACAACUUGAUGAUGUUAAAUUGGCACUUGCAGCUGAAAGAGAAAGGUCUGAAGUGAAUAUAGUGACAGUCAAUAAACAGUCUGACAUAUUAAGAAAAGUAGAGACACUUAACGCACUGACAGAUAGUAACAGAAUUCUAAGAGAAGAGCGGGACAACUUGUCGGCUCGUGUUGAAGAACUUACUAAGUCCAUAAAAUCUUUAGAAGACCAAUUAAAUCCUUUACAAGACAAGAUCUCAGAUUUAACUUCUAAGAAUGAAACAUUACAAUCUGAAAAUACCUCUCUUAAAUCUGAUUGUGCAAGAUGGAGAACAAGAGUGAAUGCUUUGGUUGAGCGUGCAAAUAAAACUAGCCCUGAAGAUUGGAAACGUCUGCAAAAUGAGCGAGAAACUCUUGCUAAAAUGUUAACAAAUGAAAAAGAAGCACUGAAAAAAGUAAAUGAAGAAAUGGGGGUUAUUAAAAUAGAGAAGUCGAAACUAGAAGAGCAAUAUACAGUAUUAUCAAGACAGCAAAACGCUUUGGUGGAAGAUAAUAAGAGAUUAAAUGAAGAAUUACAGACCCUUAAGGAUGAUAUGGCAAGACUUACUGAAGAACUAACAAAAUUAAAGACGGAAAAUAGUUCUCUUUCUGAAAUAAAUGCAAAACUAACUGAAGAAUUGAGUAGCAAGGAUGCUUCAUUGAGCGAUAUAAGAAAUAAAGAAAUGCAAAUAAGAAAAAUUGCUAAAAAAUACAAAGGUCAAUAUGAAGAACUUGUAAAAACAGUAGACGAAGAUAAGAAAAAGUGUGAAGGGGAAGCGGCAGCCGCGGGUGUUGUGUUAGCUGAAAACUCUAAAAAACUUGAAGAUCAACUGAGUGAACUUCAAAGUCAACUGGAAGUGGAAAAAACAAAUAACGACAAGUUGAAACAAGAACUUGAAGCUUUACGUACAGCUAACAUGGAUAAAGAAGAAAAAGCAAAACAGGUUUUGAAACAAGCAAAGAGCAAAAUAGUCCAACUGACUGAAAUGAAAAAUACUCUGAGCCGGGAAUUAGACGAGUCGCGAAAUAAAAUAGGAGCCAUCGAACAAAGCACCCGCGAUGAGCAAGAUGUUAGAUUGGCUUUAAUAAAAUCACAAUACGAGGGUCGACUAUCUCGUUUGGAAAAAGAACGUGGUGAAGCACAAGCCGAAAAGACGAGAGAGGUUGAAGCUCUGCUUCAGAAAGUGAACAUGCUUCAAAGGCAAUUGGCCAAUCAAGCUUCUUCGGGUAAACAGCAAACCACCACAGAAAAAUCCACCACAGACCCACCGACGGCUAACAUUAAACCUAUGGCGGGCGUAGCGCAGCAGAGCGUGACGGCGAGCCGCCGCGGCGGGGAGACCCCGCUGGCUUCGAUCCGGCCGAUGGCGCAGGUCGGCCCGACGGCCCCGCACGACGCCCACACCACCGAGUACAUGCCAGCGUCAUCGUCGCGCCCCUUGCCGCGCGCCGCCCUGGCCGCGUCCGCCGCUUCGGCCGCCUCGGCCACCGCGCCCACCUCCGCUGCAGCGGCCACCUCGGCCACCUCCGCCCCGCCAGAGUCCACCCAGGACAUGGAUACAAGCGAGGUUGGAAUGGGCAGCUCCGGAUCUAGCGAUAGUACUGCACAAUCUUCUUCACAUUCCCAGCCACCGCAACAGGCGGUAGCCUUAGUGAUGCCGCGCAUAGAGCAGCCUAGCGGUGGGAGCUCCAGCGUAGCCCCGACGGCAAGUUCAGCCGCGCCUAGCGUCACCAGCCAAGUUGCUGUCGCUGCCCCCGCCACUCCACAAUCCGGAGCGACAAGCGCGACCCAGACAUCAGCGGCGGUCGCGCAAGCCUCUAGCGGCGUCAGCACAUCACACGCUCCGCCUGGCGUCAGCACUUCUCACACAGCACCAGGCGUCAGCACUUCCCACGCGGUGCCGGGCGUCAGCACUUCCCAAGCGGUGCCGGGCGUUAGCACCUCGCAAGCGGCGCCCGGCGUCAGCACCUCGAAUGCCCCGCCCGGCGUCAGCACUUCCCACGCGCCACCCGACGCCCGCCCACCGAAGCGGCGACUGCAAGCCAGGCCCGUCACUUCCAAAAGGACACGCGUACAGGGCUUUGAAAGGUCUUUAGAAGUAGAGUAUCAAGUACCGACAUCGUCACGUUGCGAUCAAGACGACGAGGGAGUCAUUGUUGUGGACUCUGAGGAAGACGACGAACGUUGCACUGGCACCAUGUACAGGGAGGGUGAAGAAGAUGAUGAGGAAAUGGAGGAAGAGCAGGAAGUGGAAGCUGGUGAAGAGGAAGAAGAGACUGAGGGAGACGAUGCUGAAAAUGCCAGACAGCGGGAGUCUCCGGCGCAAUCUCCGGAAGCGGGUGAGGCGGCGGAGGAGGGCUCGCCGGGAGAGGGCGCGGCGGGAGCGGCGCGCGAGGCCGACAGCGAGCCGGCGCCCCAGCACCAGCAGAUCGAAGCCAUCAGCAGCGGCACCGAGCCAAGUGGCACCCUCUCUCUGGGUGGUAACGGUGGAGACGACGGUGAUGACAGCAUUGUGCCAUCGACUCCAACAUUAUAUGUUCCAAGACGAAAUGAUGGUUUCGGCGAGGCGGUGGUGUCCCCGCUGGGCGCCGGCGGCGACGCGGAGGCGGCGGGCGGCGCGCGCUUCACGUUCGCCGAGGGCGCGGCCUCGCACCACGACACGCACGCCGACCUCGCCGCCGCGCUGCCGCCGCCGCACGCCGCGCAGCCGCCGCACGCGCGCCCCCACCCCGACCGCCGCGCAGAGGGUAGUGAAUCUCGCGAAUGGGAGGAAUCCCGCGCUGAAGAAGAAGCCGCUGCGGUCAGUUCGCAGGGAAGUGAACCUUCGUCCCCACAUCAGCCGGCGCAGAUAGCGGAGGAGGGCCGCGAGGCAGAGGCGAGCUCGCCGGCCUCUACGCCACGGCGCACCGCCCACGUGCAGUCGCAGGUCCACGCCGCCGUGCAUUCUCCCCACCAGCGCUGGAUGCGCGCCGCCGAUAGUGAAAGCGGACCACGCGGUCGUGGUAUGAGGUCUCGAGGUCGACCCUCAAGGAGAUCGCACUACAUGAGGUUC